Molecule: messenger RNA, 3854 nt
Organism: Aedes aegypti (yellow fever mosquito)
Lineage: Eukaryota; Metazoa; Arthropoda; Insecta; Diptera; Culicidae
Product: translocation protein SEC63 homolog
Exons: 8
Coding region: 336-2612 (758 amino acids)
Biological process (GO): SRP-dependent cotranslational protein targeting to membrane; post-translational protein targeting to endoplasmic reticulum membrane
Cellular component (GO): Sec62/Sec63 complex
Molecular function (GO): RNA binding; transmembrane protein transporter activity
Source: RefSeq, a predicted model, not a curated record
CGUUUUGCUUUCCUUUCGCCGUCAGUCCGUCAUCAUCUAUCCAUCCCGUAAUUCGUGGUAUCUUUCUCCGGAAUCGUUUGUGUCGCGCAAAAAAGGAGGAACACCAGCUGCUUGGAGAAAUUUCACCUGGUGCCGUAGAAGAAUUCCGUGAUUUUGUGCUCCCGGUGGUGCGACAAUCCGUGCGGUAAAUUGUCCCGUGCUUGAGGACCGCACCAAUGCGGAGGGAAAGUGCCGUUUUUAUGCAGAGUGAACCGUCGAAGGAAAUCGUGUCAUAAAUCUAGCCGGAUUCCCAGGGCUGCAAAACCACACAUCGCUCUCGAUAAUAGGGUGGAAAGAUGGGUGGCCAAAAGUUCCAGUACGAUGAAAGCGGAGGGACUUUCUUUUACUUUAUUCUGUCGUUUCUGGCGCUGAUUCUGAUACCGGCCACUUUCUACUUUUGGCCUCGCAAGAAAAAGGAAGACCCAGAGCGCUUCAAAGCAGAAUGUCAGUGCGAACCGUGCAACAAGAAACGCAUUCUGAUAUCACAUUCCGACCCGUACAAAGGCGUGAAGGCGUUCUUCGUCAAGGUGCUCAUCAUCGGUGGAUGGUUGCUGCUUGCAUUUUUGACCUACAAGGUGUCCCAAUUCGACUACGAGAUGUCCAACUUUGAUCCCUACGAGAUUCUUGGUGUACCGCUGGGAUCGUCCCAGAAGGACAUCAAGAAGGCGUACCGUACCCUAUCGGUUAUCCUGCAUCCGGAUAAGGAAACUGGUGACGAGAAGGCUUUCAUGAAGCUCACCAAGGCUUACCAAGCGCUGACUGAUGACGAAGCGCGGAAGAAUUGGGAAAAGUACGGCAAUCCGGAUGGCCCCGGAGCGACAUCGUUCGGCAUUGCUCUGCCUUCGUGGAUCGUCGAGAAGGAAAACUCCGUCUGGGUGCUGGGAUUGUACGCGUUGGUCUUCAUGGUGGCGCUUCCUACCGUGGUGGGCACCUGGUGGUAUCGGUCGAUUCGCUACAGUGGCGACAAGGUCCUGCUCGAUACGACCCAGAUGUAUUUCUACUUUUUCCACAAAACGCCCCACAUGGCCCUAAAGCGCGUGGUUAUGAUCUUGGCGGCCAGUUUGGAGUUCGACAAGCGUCACAACACCCAAGUGGUGGAACGCCAGUCAGAUAACGAAGAGGUGCCGAUGCUCAUCAAACAACUACCGAAUCUGAACGAGAAGAUUAAGGAACUGCCCUUGUGUCGGAUGUAUUCGAUCAAGGCGCGCGCUAUUCUACAUGCCCAUCUCAGCCGGAUGGCACUGAAUCCGGAAACGCUGGACAAGGACCGCCAGUUUAUCGUUAAGAAGUGUCCCUACCUCAUCCAGGAGAUGGUCAGCUGCGUCAACCAGCUGAUCAUGUUGGCCUAUGCCAGACGGAUCGCCAAACUCCCAACCAUCGAAACGAUUGAAAACUGUAUGAAACUGUCGCCAAUGAUCAUCCAGGGGCUGUGGGAGUUCAAGAACCCUCUGCUCCAGCUGCCACAUGUCAGCGAAGAGCACUUGCGGUAUUUCAUCUCCAAGAAACCCCCAAUCCGCAAUCUGCAGCAGUUCGCCCAGUUGCCGGCCGAGGAAAGCCGCCUGGUCCUGCGCAGUUUGAGCGACUUUGAAUACGAGAACGUGAUGAAGGUGCUGGGCAGGAUGCCGUUGAUCGACUUUGCCGUCAAGUGCGAAGUGGUGGACGACGAGAACUCGAACGUGGUCACGGCUGGAGCCAUUGUGACCGUGACGGUCGAAUUGGUCCGAAGGAGCAUGAGUGAGCUGUUCGGGGACACCACCGCCAAGGAGAAGCAGAGCAUUACAGAAAGCAAUGACGAUGGAGCUGAAGGCGACGACAAUGGAGGAGACGCAACGGUGGCAUCAAAGGAUGAAAAGGAAGAUGCCAAGGCGGCGAAGAAGCCCGUUUGGCAACCGAAGGCAGGCGGCAAGGGUCACAAGGGCAAGAGCAAAGGUGCGGCCAAUAAAAAUAGGCACCGACAGGCAGCGGCCGCUGCCGCUGCGCUCGCUCAAACCCAGGCCACAAAGGUCGAGAAGAAUAAAAUCAACGAAAAAGUUCGCAAGGAGGAAUCGGAUGCUGACAGUGGUGCCGAAAGUGACAACGACUUCAGCUCCGACGAGGGAAAGAAGUCCUCUGUGGAAGAUGACGAUGUUGAGUGGGAAAAGUUCCAACAGAAGAUCAACAAGCGUGAGAAGUUGGAAGGCAAAUCCAAGGUAUCCCACCCGGUGCACUGCCCCUUGUUCCCAGAGGAAAAAUACGAAUACUGGUGGACGUACAUCUGCGACCGAAAGUCGCGCACUCUUCUCACGGCACCGUACCACGUCACCAACCUGGUGCACCGCGAGGAGGUGGCCCUCACAUUCACCGCGCCCAAGUGGCCCGGCGUGUACGUGUUCACCGUCUGCCUCCGGUCGGAUUCCUACUUCGGAAUGGACCAGCAGGUCGACCUGAAGCUGGACGUCAAGGAGGCGGCCGCUAUCCCGACCGAACAUCCGCAGUGGGACAUCAGCGAUUCGGAAUCGGAAACGAACGAACAGCAGGCCAACGAGAGCGAAUUCACUACGGAUUCGUCCGAUGCGGAAAAUGACGACAAUUAGGCUUGACUGGAGAGGGAGAGAGAGAGUGGGAGAUGAGGUAAAAUGUGUGCGUGAGGAGGAGUGCAUGCACGUUGCAAUGAGAGUGAUUAUUAUAAACUUUCCCCCAAAUCGAAUUCAUUUUCUUGUUUGAACAGCUACAGUUGAAAUGGGCCACUGAUUACAUACAGUGAUGGGCAAAACUCUAGGACCACAUCACUAGAAAGAAUUUUAUUUGCUGAAUUUCUAUAUUGUGAUUUUGCUUCUAUAAUAUAAUUUUACCAUUCAAUUUUAAGAAUUAUGCAUUUGCAGAAAAUAACACAGGGUGCCCAUCUGGGAAACCCGGGAAAAAAGUCGGGCAUUCCAAAUGACCCGGAAAAAUACAGGAAAUUGUAGAACAUACCGGGAAAAUAUGCUACAAAACUGUGCUAGGAGCCGCAAGACUUUCCCACUUGCACUUAGUAACACGACUAGCUGAUCAAAAGUUGCUGAAGAUAUAUUUACGGCAUGUUUCAAAUUGUUCGAAAAGAAAAUCAAGAUCAAUCGUGUCCGGUAUAAGUGUUCAGUCGAGAAUGCAAAAAGGUGAGCUCGUUGAUGCCUAUGAUAACACAUUUUUAUCGUAGCAACGUUACGUUUAUGUAAUUUUCAAACAAACUAAGAAUCACCCCUUCACUACAAUUAUUAUUCGUAAAAUUCAAUAAAUAAAUUAAAUUUUGCCGCAAAAUCACAAUGGCAUUAUACCUAAAAUAAAACAAAUUAGCGAUAAUAAAAAAAAAAUAAAAAAAUGGUCUUAAAGUUUUAUCCGUCACUGCAUUUCAAAACUCAGAAAGACUUUUAUAACUCCGUUUCAAUAUUCAAAGGUAUCAACUAGUUCUAAGCAAUCCCGUGGCGGUGUAAAAAGUGACCCAAUUCGCGAGCAUAUUUGCACAACUGUUCAUUGUUAUCAAUUUCCAUUGACCCUGAAACUUUCCCCACAUCCUUAUUUGCUAAAAAAAACUGUUGCGAGACAGACAGAGUAGAGCUAAGACGGAAUUCAAUCCCACUGAUGGUAUCGAACGUGAACGAGAUGAGUGACAGCUAAUGAAAAAAAACGGGCACGGGGAAAGAAUGCACUUUUUUAUAUUAAACAAAAAUCACUACAACACGCUCGGUUCGAAGCGAAAGACUACAAUAUUUCUAGAGCAAAUUUUGGGUAAAAGUAAGUUAGAUUAAAAAAACGCAGAAAUAAAAGCAUAGUUAUGUAGUGUUAAAAAAACUGAAAGGCUC